Molecule: messenger RNA, 4174 nt
Organism: Coregonus clupeaformis (lake whitefish)
Lineage: Eukaryota; Metazoa; Chordata; Actinopteri; Salmoniformes; Salmonidae
Product: serine/threonine-protein kinase TAO1
Exons: 20
Coding region: 226-3309 (1027 amino acids)
Biological process (GO): execution phase of apoptosis; protein phosphorylation
Molecular function (GO): ATP binding; protein kinase activity
Source: RefSeq, a predicted model, not a curated record
UCUUGGUUCUACUCUAGUACGAGUGUUGUCUGCCACUCUGCACUUCCUCUCCUUCACACUCAGCAUGAGAACUUGCUGUUCUGGUGGGAACAAGAAAGUGUGUACACAUAUGAGGCCGUUGUCCUGCAGAUGAGCUGUCGGUGGGGGCUGUCGCGUCGCUGUCGCACAUCCGGAUAAUCCCUGGCCGCGGUGGCGGCACUGGCACUGGCACGUCCCCCCCUCAGCAUGCCCAACACCAGUCGGGCGGGGAGCCUGAAGGACCCUGAUGUUGCUGAGCUCUUCUUCAAGGAGGACCCUGAGAAACUGUUCUCAGACCUGCGAGAGAUCGGACAUGGCAGCUUCGGUGCCGUCUAUUUUGCACGAGAUGUGCGGACCACUGAGGUGGUGGCCAUCAAGAAGAUGUCUUACAGUGGAAAACAAUCCAACGAGAAAUGGCAAGACAUAAUCAAGGAGGUGAAGUUUCUGCAGAGAAUACAGCACCCAAACAGCAUAGAGUAUAAAGGAUGCUAUCUGCGAGAGCACACUGCCUGGCUGGUGAUGGAGUACUGUCUAGGCUCUGCCUCCGAUGUCCUGGAAGUUCACAAGAAACCUCUACAAGAAAUGGAAAUAGCAGCGAUUACCCACGGUGCUCUACAAGGGCUAGCUUACCUUCAUUCCCACAACAUGAUUCACCGAGAUAUCAAGGCAGGGAACGUCUUGCUGACCGAACCUGGCCAGGUGAAACUUGCAGAUUUUGGUUCUGCCUCCAUUGUCUCUCCAGCCAACUCUUUUGUGGGGACGCCAUAUUGGAUGGCCCCAGAGGUAAUCCUGGCUAUGGACGAAGGUCAGUACGAUGGGAAGAUCGACAUCUGGUCUCUGGGAAUAACCUGCAUUGAAUUAGCUGAGAGAAAACCUCCACUGUUCAAUAUGAAUGCGAUGAGUGCCUUAUAUCACAUAGCGCAGAAUGAAAGCCCCACACUGCAGUCAAGUGAAUGGACGGAUUACUUCCCAAACUUUGUGGAUUCUUGCCUUCAGAAAUUCCCCCAAGACAGGCCCAACUCUGAGGAACUGUUAAAGCAUGCGUUUGUGCAGCGGGAGCGGCCCGACUCUGUCCUGAUGGACCUGAUCGUGAGGACCAAGGUUGCGGUGCGGGAGCUGGACAACCUGCAGUACCGCAAGAUGAAGAAGAUCCUCUUCCAGGAGGCUCACAACGGCCCUACAGCCGAGGCACAGGACGGAGACGAGGAGGAACCGGAGCACAGUGGCAGGACAGGCACAGUGAGCAGCGUUGGCAGUAACCAGUCUAUCCCCAGUAUGUCGAUCAGCGCCAGCUCCCAGAGCAGCUCUGUCAACAGCCUGACCGACGCCGGAGAUGACAAGAGUGAACUGGACAUGAUGGAGGGAGACCACACGGUCAUGUCCAACAGCUCCGUCAUUCACCUCAAACCGGAGGAGGCGACGACUUAUCGCGAAGAGUCUGAACCUAACAGCCGGCCACCCACUGAGCCCCAGUCUCCCCCUGCACACACUCCACGGCCAAAACACCACCGCAACCGCGAGCACUUUGCCACAAUACGCACAGCCUCCCUGGUGACCCGUCAGAUGAAGGAGCACGAGCAGGACAGUGAGCUGAGAGAGCAGAUGUCAGGCUAUAAGAGGAUGAGGAGGCAGCACCAGAAGCACCUGAUGGCCCUGGAGAACAAGGUGAAGGCUGAGAUGGACGAACACCGGCUCCGUCUGGACAAAGAGCUGGAGAACCAGAGGAACAGCUUCGCCCAGGAGAUGGAGAAACUCAUUAAGAAGCACCAGGCCGCCAUGGAGAAAGAUGCAAAGACCUUUACCAAUGAUGAGAAGAAGUUCCAGCAGCACAUCCAGAGCCAGCAGAAGAAAGAGCUCAACAGCUUCCUAGAGUCCCAGAAACGAGAGUACAAACUCCGCAAGGAGCAGCUGAAAGAGGAGUUGAAUGAGAACCAGUCAACCCCUAAGAAGGAGAAGCAAGAGUGGCUGUCCAAGCAGAAGGAGAACUUCCAGCACUUCCAGGCUGAGGAGGAGGCCAACCUGCUGAGGAGACAGAGACAGUACCUGGAGCUGGAGUGUCGACGCUUCAAGAGGAGGAUCCUUAUCGCUCGCCACAACGUGGAGCAGGACCUAGUGAGAGAGGAGCUGAAUAAGCGUCAGACGCAGAAGGACCUGGAGCAUGCCAUGCUGCUGCGGCACCAUGAGUCCAUGCAGGAGCUGGAGUUCCGCCAGGUCAACACCAUCCAGAAGAUGAGGGCUGAGCUGAUCCGCCUGCAGCACCAGACAGAACUCACCAACCAGCAGGAGUACAACAAGAGGAGGGAGAGAGAGCUCCGACGCAAACACGUCAUGGAGGUCCGACAGCAGCCUAAGAGCCUCAAGUCCAAAGAGCUCCAGAUUAAGAAGCAGUUCCAAGACACAUGUAAGAUCCAGACCAGGCAGUACAAGGCCCUGAGAAACCAUCUACUGGAGAGCACACCAAAGUCUGACCACAAGGCUGUCCUGAAGCGUCUAAAGGAGGAGCAGACCCGCAAGCUGGCAAUCCUGGCUGAGCAGUACGACCACUCUAUCAACGAGAUGCUCUCCACACAGGCUCUGCGUCUGGAUGAGGCUCAGGAGGCUCAGUGCCAGGUGCUGAGGAUGCAGCUGCAGCAGGAGCUGGAGCUACUCAACGCCUACCAGAGCAAGAUCAAGAUGCAGACGGACGCCCAGCACGACCGCGAGAGGAAGGACCUGGAGCAGAGAGUGUCCCUCCGGAGGGCCCUGCUGGAGCAGAAGAUUGAGGAGGAGAUGCUGGCCCUUCAGAACGAGCGUUCGGAGAGGAUCCGUAGCCUGCUGGAGCGCCAGGCCAGGGAGAUCGAAGCGUUCGACUCAGAGAGCAUGCGUCUAGGCUUCAACAACAUGGUGCUGUCCAACCUCUCCCCAGAGGCCUUUAGCCACAGCUUCCCCGGGGCCCCAGGCAGCUGGGCCCACCCCCAGACACAGCACAACUCUGGGGGCUCUCAAGGACCACACUGGGGCAGUGGAGGGUCAGGGCACCAAGGCAGCCAUCACCAACACCACUACCACUCUGGUCAGGGAGGGUCCCCCAUGCAGCAAGCCUGGGGCCAAGGCAUGCAGGGAGGCGGGGGUCCUCAGCCGUGGGGCCACCCCUCUGCAGGGCCCCUGGGGGCCAGAGGCAGUGGAGGAGUGCAGAACAGCCCCCAGGCACUGAGCAGGACAGCCUCAGGGGGGCGCAGUGAGCAGGCUAUGAGCAGGAGCACCAGCGUCAACUCUCAGAUAUCCAAUGGGUCGCACCUGUCCUACACAUAGACUCCCAGCCCAGCCCCAGAGUCAGAGUAGGGCGCUGCCGAGUCCACAGAGUAGAGUGGGACAGUAUGGGCUGAGCUCUACUACACCGCCACCUCUCCUUCCCCUCUCUCCUAUCCCUCGUUCCUCUCCUGUCCUGUGUACAGAUAUGGAUGCGUGUGGAAAUAAAUGUUGCUCAGGUCAAAAGGGCUGAAAGAGGCACACCCCCUCUACACAGCAGUUUAUUAGCACACAUACAGAUCAGUUCUUCUGUUUCUAUAGAAACCAUUCAGUGUCAACACUUAAUACUUUCUUCUGUCUUUAUUUUACAGUUCUCUGUCUCUCUCUUAGAAAUCAUUUUCAUGUACAUAUAUGUGCUAUUCACAGCCACUGCUCGCCUUUUGCACCACUGAGACCACUGUCAAAAAGCCUUUUGACAUCUGCUAACUGCUUUUAAUUUAAACGUUUUUUAGUGUCUACCAAAUCACAGCAAGCUAAGACAGCCCAUGAAAUUCCCCUGUUCCAAAUUGGCCCAUCUAUCCAGUUAAUUUAUUUCAUUUUUACUCCCCUUAUGCCAGCCUGCUUUUAUGGUCAUUUUAAAUAGCUGAGAUUGUUUCUCUUUCCAAAUCAGAAGAAUGUUUUGCAUUCUAAAAUGUUUUAACAGGGAGAGGUUUAAAGAACUGUUCAGAUACCGUAUAGAGCUGCUUGACCAUACCUGAAACAAAUUAAAGUUGGUUUGAAAUGAUAAUUUAGGUUUGAGGAUGUGAGGGACACUGGGACACAAUGUCAUUGGCUUGUAUUUUGGCCAGCUUCCAUAAAACUAGCUUUUGUUGUUGUAGCCAAACUUACUUUAAGCCAGGCAGUUGUUAUUAAACAUCUCACAAACUUA